AUGCCAUGUUUAAUUGCUUCUUUGCCUGCUCCUUUACCUGAUGAAUCUGAAAAUGCUCCAAAUGCGGUGGAGCAAUUGAGUGGUUUAAGUAAUUUCGAUAAUUUUGAAAAUAUGCAUGCUGAAACUGAAACUGAACGUGUUGUGUUUGAUAAUCGAGAUGCUGAAAUUGCUGAAACUGAACCUGUAAUUGCUGAAACUGAAAAUCAGCAUGCUGAAAAUGGUGAAAAUGUCGAUGUGCAUGAUGAAUAUGUUGAAAAUGUGCCUGAAAAUGAUGUUGAUUUGCAUGAUUAUCAACUUGCUAGAGAUAGGACUAGAAGGGAUCGUAAGAAACCCUCUAAGUUUGAUGAUUUUCACAUGACUUCAUAUGCUUUUGGUGUUUUCGAAUCCAUUGAUAAUUGUGAGCCUAAGUGUUAUGAGGAAGCUCUUAAAUCUGCGAAUUCUUUGCAAUGGAUGAAUGCUAUGCGUGAAGAAAUUAAUUCGUUGCAUUCCGUGAACAUUCCCCUUGCUGCCCACUUUGUGCUAAGUAAGGAUCAGUCUCCUAAGACCGAUUCUGAAAUUGAUUUGAUGAAAAAUGUGUCUUAUUCAAAUGCAAUUGGUUUUGUGAUGUAUCUCAUGGUUAGUACUAGGCCGGAUAUUGCAUAUGCUGUUAGUUGUUUGAGUAGGUACAUGUCCAAUCCGGUGGACAAUGUCGUGCCGCCAUGGCUGGAAAAACUAUUCAGCAGUCGGAUCCACAUCGACUGCAUUGCCAACUCCUUAUGUUUCUAUUUCCGGUCGUCCGCACUGUUAUCACCAAAUUGCGGCAUAAAAUCUCUUGCUGCAAGUUCCACGAGCCGGUUGGCAUUCAUUGAGCCUAGUAGUCGUGCUUUUCAAUUUAAGUUUGCUACUUUCUCGGACCUCAACUGA
Molecule: messenger RNA, 903 nt
Organism: Striga hermonthica
Lineage: Eukaryota; Viridiplantae; Streptophyta; Magnoliopsida; Lamiales; Orobanchaceae
Source: the annotation of a GenBank genome assembly